Molecule: messenger RNA, 2712 nt
Organism: Vitrella brassicaformis
Lineage: Eukaryota; Vitrellaceae
Source: the annotation of a GenBank genome assembly
CGCACACCCCUACACACGCGCACACCACCCACACACACACACACACACACACACACGCAGGAAUACCAAUACCUCACCCGCAUACCCACGCCGAUAGCCACUUUUCCCCUUCCCCUCGUGCGAGCUGCACCUUGAAGACGCCUCAGAUCUCGGCCCUGGACUAUCCCCCGUCUCGCAGGAAAGUCGGCGCUUCAGCGGAGCUCUCGAGCCCUUGGGGCGGUUCUCUAUGGUGAAAAACUCCGCUCGAGAGCCUCGUCAAGGCAAUGACCCUCAUGAUGACCCUUCGCCCCUUCAUUUGUGGCGCUUGCCGCUCGAGCUGCUGUCAUGGAUCCUCAGCUACCUCCAGGUCAGAUCCGUGCUGGCCCUCAAGUGCGCCAACAAACCGCUCAGGAGCCUUCUCAGCCUGAGGGAUGCGUUCGGGGCUGGCGUGUGUCUGAUCGACGAAAGCGCCGUGCUAUCUGGAAGAUGGGCCCACGAGUAUCUGCGGAAGGUACUCAGCGGAUCGCGCAAAUUGCUCGACCAGUUGGCGCACACUGGCAGCGUCAUUGCCGCCAUGGACGGCGACGAGGUCGACCGGCUCCUCGAUCCCUCCAAGAAGACAGCCGCGGCCGGCGGAGCGAAGCAGGAUACUGUUGCUGCGCCGAUAAGCUCGUGUCUGCAGGCGGCACGAGACAUGGGGCAUCUUUUUUUGACGAUGUCCGACCGCCGGCAGCGCAGACAAAAGAAGGCCAAGAACGGGAAAAGAGUGCGUGAUGGUGUCAAGGAUGAUGAUGCCGACGAUGGCCUUGGAGAUUUGGAUGAGACGCCGACCUUCAUGGUGGACAGACGAUUCCCCCAUCUCAGACGAUUCCGGCUAGAGGGAGACAUUUCGACCUGUGCGGCCAUUGGUGAGCUGAAGUGGCAGCUUCCUGUGCUGGAGAAUUUUGCUUUUCGAGAAGUCAGUCAACAGUCAGCAGAAGGCCGCGAGAUGGCCUUGAACAUACCGCUUAUCGUGGGUUUCGAGGCUGUGAGGGGAUUCACCGGCUACCUCUCCAAAUGCCGCGGUUUACGUGAGUUCAGCUUGCACACCGACUCUCCUGACAGCUGCGUGCCACUGGCCUGGCAGCUGCUUGAAGACCUUCCAUCGCUAAAGACUCUGCAGCAUGUCUCGGUCAGCCAUGACGACGUUCCUGAACGGGCACAUCGUGACAGAGGCACUAUCACGUCCGUUACAGAGUGCUGCGCCAGCCUCCUGCCCAACCUGGAGAGCCUCAGGAUCACUCACGUAGACUUUGACGUCUCAUUCGCGAUCGCCCUGACAUCCUUAGUCAAGACAGCAGCCUUCUCGUCGUUCCACUGCGACGUGCUGAGCUUCUACACGCCUUCCCUCAAGUGCGUCCCACCAACAGCGGCAGCAGGGAGAUCGAGCCGGCCAGCGACAGUCGAGGAGCUCUCGUGGAGGGCGCUUGCUAUUGCUGCAGAGACAUGCAGAGACAUCGUCUUGGCAGUCCACCAUCACCCACCAGCAAGAGAGACGCAGACAUCGCAUCCAUGUGGCGAGAGGGAGAGGGACCAGCCCUGUCGCAUCACCUUCAAGCGCGCCCAACGGGUCUUCGUCAACUUUGACACUUGCCGUUUGGAGGGAAUGGACAUUACGCCUGGACUUCCUGUCGUGAGCAUGGAUCUCCCGUACGUCUCAGAGCUGGCACUUACAGGCAAGAGACACGAGCGUCUAUACACCUCCUGUUGCUCCCUGGUUGGCGGACUGUAUUGUGUUGUCAUGCAUGGUUUCAGGCAGCACUGACGCUGUCGACAUGACGACCAACGUCCAGGAGAGUCUACCGCGCCUGCGCGAGCUGCUGGGCCGCCUGCCGACCCUUAAGCGCUUCUUCGGCUAUGACGUCCUGCAGCAAUGUCCAUCGAACUCCCUAGCCAUGCCGCCGCUUAUCCCUAAUCCGCAAUUCCAAGUGCAGCUUCUCCGUGCGAUCCCGUCAGCGCUUAACUGGUGCAUCCUGUCGGGCGGCCGCUGGUCGCUUAGAGAUGUCUUUGCGCUUUUGCUGCAGUCGGCCUUGUGGUGUCCACCAAUCAAGACGCUUGCCGUGCACGCCAGGCCGUUUUUGUGGUGGGACCCGGCCACACCGCGAUUGGUCAACCGUCUCAUGGACACGCCGCUGUUUGCGGGUGUGGAGCGGCUGCUUCUGCUCGACUUGCCUGAGUGCCCUAAAAGAGACCCCAACCCCCUCGCCUGCCUAACCGACAGACACCCACGAAGAAGAGACGAAGAGAGUGAGACGGCAGCUGAAGCGGGGGACCGCCAGCGACCAAGCGAGCCAUCUUCAUCCUCAACCUCGUCAGCUGCAGCAGCAGCUAGUGGUGGUGAUGUUAGUGGUGGUGAUAGUGCUGACUGGACGCCCCUCCGGCGCGAGGGGCGAAGGGAGACGCCUUUAGCUCACAUCGUCCGGACUGUGGUUGAGAGGGGAUUCGACGUGACGCAAACCGCCGAAGGCGAGUUGUCUUCGCUUGCCGAGGUUUUUACCUUUGCAGCGAUCGAUGACCGCUAUUUGCCCCAGGGCUGGCACACAAAGUCGAUUGCAUUGCAGUUCGUCAAGCGCAAUCAGAGGUGAGUCGAGCUUCAUCGCAAGAUGUACAUUAAUGAAUCGGGUCUCUUGUUGGUCUGUUUGUCUUUAUCGCAUGCUGCAGUCAGUGAUGGGACCAGAGAGGCUCUCGUGAAUG